AUGCCUCCGACGGCGUUCCGUGCAGCGUACGAGGCUCUGCUCGCGGGGGAGCAUCCGUGGGAUGCGGGCGAUGGCGAGCGUAGCCAGCGCGUGUCUGAGAAGGCGAAUGCCGCACCACGUGCACAGUACCUGGCGGACAUAUUGAGUAUGCCGGUAGAGCGUGCUACGAUCCUGGACCUGCUUGCUGGCGUAUCACCCACAGAGUUGCUGGACGAUCGCUAUGCGCGCCGCCGCGAUAAUAUCACGGCUCUGUGGAAAGAAGCGCUGCGCGUAUGGGUCGAGGGCGACGAGGCGCUCGUUCCACAUGCAAUGGAUACACUCGAGGCACUGGCCUGCGCCCUGCUGCCCAAGGCCUAUACCAACUUCACGCUGGACGUGAUCACGCUCCUAGCAGGACGCAUGGACGAGGCGGACGAUGUGUUUUACGCACUCAUGUCGGUAAUCGACCGCACGCUGCGCACCGCACCUGGACCGCAGCAACACUGCGCUCUGCGACUCGCCGUUGUCGUGGCAGCCUAUACCAGCAGCUCGUCACUGAGCACAUACCUCCUGCACCGUGACCUGUUUGCCGCUGCGAUGCAAGCCAUGCUUGCCGCUUCAUCGACGAUGCGCUGCGAGAUCGCCCUCUUGACAGCGCUCCUAGCGACGGCCGGACACGUCCACGGCGCGGCAAGGUCCCUGGACGUCGACGUGCCGACGGCCGUGCUCAGCUUCGCCAUCAUGCAACCGUACCAGCGACGCCUGCGUGAUACCCAGGACCCCACACUUCUAGCCCAGGCGUGCUCAGAAGGCCUCACGCGCAUGCUCGAAGCCUACGCCCCACCAGACCACAGUAUAUGGCACGACUGGAUGGGCCAUGCGCCCAGCCAGGCAACUUUGCCACCCCCCUGCGCAUGGCUGCUCUUGGCUGUAUGGGUCUGGCUGCUCUCCAACGACGCUUUCGGCCACGCUGUCUUCGAGACAGACACGCCGCUUGUCGUGCCCCUCUUAUCCGUGGCAUCGUUCGUCCUUACCCAUGCCGCGAGCCAUGCACGAGCCACUACGUACGCUCACACGACGCUGCAAAUUCUCCUAGGCCUACUUGGCCCGACGGACACGUCAACGCCUGCGCACCGCUUGCUUGUCGACGAAGACACACUGCCGACGCCGCUCGUGGAACGCAUCGUGCAGUGCCGCGACAAGCCCGGCGCAUUGCCUCUCGCUCCGCACACCGGCACGAAACGGCCCCGCCGCCUCGUCGUGCCUAUCCUGCACAAUGUGACUCUCUUUCUCACCUAUAAUCGCAGCAAGCGUCUGGACGUGCCGAGCUUUCGGACGGCGCUGAUCAUUGUGCAGCGCGUUGCGCUCCUAUGCGCCAAGCACCGCAUUCAGCUCGAGUACGAUUGGCUCGAAGUGUGGCGCGCCAUCCUGGCGACGGCCGACUUUGUCGUGGCCCGUCAGGCGCAGCUGAGUCGCGAAUGCAUUCUGGCACUCGCACCAUGCCUCCUCGAGACACUCGCGAUUGUCCUCGUGCUUUCAGACCGGUGCCUACAGACGCCUGCCGAGAUACACUGGCUCGUAUACGAACUCGCACGCUCACGGCACACUCUCGAAAAACUCGUUCCUAUGGCCGGUGCAGCACGACAUACCCACUGGGCCCUGCUGGCAGACAUGUUGCAGUGCAUCGACACACAGCUUGCGCAGCGAGAUGCAGCGCGCUCAUCGCCGUCAUUCAUGACUCUUAUACCAUUCUUUCGCCGCGAUCAGACGGAGGAGCCAGUCAGUAUGCGUUCCAUUCUGCAGAUCAUCCAGCGCUUGGAUCUCGAGGCGCUCCUUGCCGCCGACAAACCCGUAUGCGCAGCGAUCACCCGCGCGGCUUAUGCGUCCAGCGCAUCAAAACGAAGCAGUGUCGUGCCUAGUCCCAGUGCUACGCUCUUGCGCAUCGUACAGCUCGACUGGCUGCAGAGCUAA
This is a messenger RNA of Malassezia restricta, 1950 nucleotides long. RefSeq lists its product as uncharacterized. The coding region runs from base 1 to 1950 and encodes 649 amino acids. NCBI's taxonomy places the organism in Eukaryota, Fungi, Basidiomycota, Malasseziomycetes, Malasseziales, Malasseziaceae. The record is from RefSeq and is a predicted model, not a curated record. Gene Ontology annotation, biological process: regulation of Golgi organization. The transcript has a single exon. Gene Ontology annotation, cellular component: cytosol.